AUGCUUGGAUAUGCAAAGUUUAUGAAGGAUCUAGUCACAAAAAAGAGAAUGGUGAGCUUUGAACCAAUCGACAACUUGCAUCAUUAUAGUGUAACAGCUACUCGCGAACUUGUACAGAAAAAAGAGGACCUUAGCACAUUCACAAUACCAUGUACCAUAUGGGCAUUCAACUUUACAAAGGUGCUGUGCGACAAGGGUGCAAGCAUUAAUUUGAUGCCACUAGCAGUGUUUCGACAAUUGGGCUUAGAAGCCCCCAAAUCGAUGUCAAUGCGACACUUGAUGGAAGAUCGUACUGUGAAGCAGCCCAUGGGAAUUAUUUAUGAUGUUCUAGUAAAGGUCCACUCAUUCACAUUCCCUUCUUACUUUGUCAUUCUUUACUACAAGGUAGACUUUGAUGUACCUAUAAUUUUAGGGAGACCAUUCUUAUCAUGA
Messenger RNA from Solanum dulcamara, 432 nucleotides. RefSeq lists its product as uncharacterized. The transcript has a single exon. The record is from RefSeq and is a predicted model, not a curated record. Bases 1 to 432 code for a protein of 143 amino acids. NCBI's taxonomy places the organism in Eukaryota, Viridiplantae, Streptophyta, Magnoliopsida, Solanales, Solanaceae.